This is a messenger RNA of Phytophthora sojae, 837 nucleotides long. RefSeq lists its product as hypothetical. The annotation marks the transcript as partial. Lineage: Eukaryota; Oomycota; Peronosporomycetes; Peronosporales; Peronosporaceae. The record is from RefSeq and is a predicted model, not a curated record. The transcript is spliced from 2 exons.
GACUGGGAUGAGAUCGUGGAGAAGCUGAUCUUUGCUAUCAACAACUUGCAGGACGCCACGCGCAAGGACACGCCGUUACCUUGUAUACGGCUGGGAUGCGCGGACGACACUUCGAGCUAUGUCUUCGUCACUGAAACGAGGCCGCGUCGCCAAACCGACGCCUUGGCUUGGAGACGAGAAGUCAAUCGGCAACAGGAGAUCGCGUUGGAGAUGGCCAAAGCGUACCAGGCGACAGAGAAGGCCAAACGAGCCGAGAAGUAUAACGAGACCCUGAGUCGACGCGAACGAGAAUCUCUGCCGACGUCUGACCGAACCGAACCUUCAGGUGAAGACACUGAAACGACGAACCCGACCGAUGACUCGUCGGCCGAAACCUCGAAGUCGCUCUUCGAGCAGGGUGAUCGUGUCUGGCUCUACAUGGAGCGUGUGAAACCGGGGCUAACGAAGAACUGGGCACAUCGCUGGCAUGGCUCCUUCCGAAUCAAGAAGAAGGUGGACGAGUACGCGUAUGAGCUGGCUCUACCAGACCGGAGUGGGUAUAGAUUCUACCCAGUCGUUCAUGUGUCUCGACUGAAGAAAAUGAACGCGUAUGGGGACCGACCGAAGGCUCGGUUAGUAACUGACGUCACGGAUGGGACGAGACUAGACUUCGAUGAAGAACUCCUACCCGAAGACAGCUUUGAACCGGACCACUUCACUGGUGAGUACGAGGUGGAGGCUAUUCUGGACGAUCGGACGCCGCUCUCGACGGGCACUGAACGCGCGGUCAGAGAGUUCCAAGUGAAAUGGCGCAGCGAUCGUCGUUUGCAGAUGGUCCAAGUCGCAGACGAGGACUAG